UAGAGCCGACGCUUGGUUUAUUCUCUCCUCCCAGUUGCGGUCAGGAGUCGUUUGUGGCUGUGCGCCGGCUCGCUGUUGCCUUGAAGGCGGGCAAGUCUUGGGAAGGAGGAAGUCGUAGGAGCUGACCCCGAUCCUUGGCAGGUCUUUAGGUCCGUUGGUACAGCAGAUUUCAAGGCUAAGAGAGGAGGACUGCUUCUGAUCCCUGCAGGAAGAAGCAGGAAAAAAAAAUCUCAAGAUGGAAAAUGUCCCCGAGGAAAGCAAAGGAGAGGAGCAGGCUCCAGUGAAGAAUGAAGAGGAAGCCCACCCUUUGGGAGGUGGUGAUGGCCAGGGACCUGGAGGAAACAUUAGAGGGGAUUGGGUUCCACCUGCCCAGGAUUUUAGAGAGGAUAUGCCCAAUAGGCUUGUCAAUAACAUUGACAUGAUAGAUGGAGAUGCAGAUGAUAUGGAAAGGUUCAUGGAGGAGAUGAGAGAGCUAAGGAGGAAAAUUAGGGAGCUUCAGUUGAGGUACAGUCUGCGCAUUCUUAUUGGAGAUCCCCCUCACCAUGACCAUCAUGAUGAGUUUUGCCUUAUGCCUUGAAGGCUGAGGUUAAUGAUCAUAAAUCCCCUGCUUCUCAAACUUGCAUUUUCUUGAUGUAGCCUUUACUGUGAACCUUUGGUAUUCUGUCAUUUUUCUGAUUGGAGAUUUCAUUUUGACUUUUGACUUACUCUGUAGGUUUUUCUGUCAGCAGGGGAGGUUCAUCAACUUGCAUGCAAAAAUGUCUAUCGCAUAUUGUAGAGUUAAUAAAGCAGUUUAAAAAGCUGUC
Camelus dromedarius (Arabian camel) is the source of this 803-nucleotide messenger RNA. RefSeq names its product brain expressed X-linked 5 (gene BEX5). The transcript has 3 exons. Gene Ontology annotation, cellular component: cytoplasm. Gene Ontology annotation, molecular function: signaling receptor binding. Bases 236 to 577 code for a protein of 113 amino acids. NCBI's taxonomy places the organism in Eukaryota, Metazoa, Chordata, Mammalia, Artiodactyla, Camelidae. The record is from RefSeq and is a predicted model, not a curated record. Gene Ontology annotation, biological process: signal transduction.